AUGUUCCGUCCCCACAUGGUAUUCACCAAGAAAGAUGAUAUAAACUUCAGAAUUGUGACUCUUCUCCAAAUUCCACUGGUGUCUACACUGGGAUAUUUCUUCAAAACGAGAAGCCCAAAUAAAGCAACAGUUUCAAAUGCAGUGUUCUUCCCUUUGAGUAAACUCCAAGCCGCCUUCCUUUCUACAUUCCUUUCGCCGCCUCUAAUUAUUCCACUUCCUUUUCCAUUGCAAGCAAUCAGAUCAGAUGCCAUCUACAUGGAAAGAAGAAGCCAAUACGGUUAUGCUCUGUUCUUCGCAGCCAUCACCACCUCCGCCAUCCUCUCCUCCGCCUUCUGCGUCGCCUCAGAAUUCAAGAAAUCGAAGAAAAAUGAUCUCAAAUUCGAUGGAAAGCUGUGUUACUUGCCCGGAAGCCAUGCCUUUGAAUUAGGAAUCGCUGCCUUAAUCUGCCUCUCGAUCAGCCAAGUAAUCGGAAGUUCAUUCAUCUGCGGACGUUUCCGAUCAAGAGCGCGCGGCCGCCGUUGUAGGGUCGUCAAUUCUACAGUUCCAUGCGGUUUGGCCGUUCUGUCGUGGAUCACCUUCGCAGUCGCCACAGUCUUAAUAAGCUGCGCCACCAGCAUGAGCCGAAGCCAAGCUUACGGAGAAGGAUGGCUAGACGGCGAGUGCUACCUGGUUAAAGAUGGAGUCUACAUUGGCUCCGCGGUGCUUUCUUUGCUAGCUAUGUUCUCAACUGUUGGCUCUGCCGUCAUUGUGCUAAGGAAAAGGAAAGCCGAAGAUCAGAAAAAGGUCAACAAUAAUAACAAUAAAAAUUCAGAUACCGGCGUGGAAGAACAUGUAAUGAGAGAGAGAUUAUAGUAUAUAAAUGAGUCUCUCCCAACAUUCAUAUACUUCUGAUAUGGCAAUAGAUACAAGUGUAUAAUAGCUUUACAGCAUUAAGUGUGAUGUAACUGAUGUUUCCCCAAAAAGCUUAAGCUAUUAGGGAUUAAUAUCAUUUAUUUAUUUAUCGGGAGUCAACCAAUACCAUCAAAAUGAUAUAAGAAUUUAUGUAUCAAUAAAAAUUGGCCAUUUCU
Andrographis paniculata is the source of this 1067-nucleotide messenger RNA. Its product is annotated as protein MODIFYING WALL LIGNIN-1-like. Bases 1 to 852 code for a protein of 283 amino acids. Lineage: Eukaryota; Viridiplantae; Streptophyta; Magnoliopsida; Lamiales; Acanthaceae. The transcript has 3 exons. The record is from RefSeq and is a predicted model, not a curated record.